GCAGAGUCACGCGCAUGCGCACUGCUGUCAUCAGAGAUGGCGCUGCGUGAAGGAUCCCGGCGGUUACAGCUGCUGUUCCGCCUUCGUCAUUUACCCCAGUUCUCUCGGUUUGUUGGCGUCCGCUCGGUGUCUGAAAAUGUCUCCUCCAAGUCCAGUGCCCCCGAGACCGCGGACGACCACCUAAUCUACACACCAGAGCACUUUGCAUUAAAGGAGGCCCUGAGAAAGAUCAUCGACCAGGAGAUCAACCCCUAUGUGGAUCAGUGGGAAGCAGAUGGGAUAUUUCCAGCCCACAAGAUCUUCAAGAUCUUGGGAAACGCUGGCUUCCUUGGAGUCAACAAGCCAGUUGAGUAUGGAGGCUUGGGACUUGACUUCAGCUACAGUGUUGCUGUGGCGGAGGAACUGGGUAACAUCCGCUGUGGAGGCAUCCCCAUGGCGAUCGGGGUUCAAACCGACAUGACUACUCCAGCAUUAGCCAGGUUUGGCUCAGAUGAGCUCAAGAAGGAGUUCCUCCUUCCUUCAGUCAUGGGGGACAAAGUGGCUUGUCUUGGGGUCAGUGAGGUUGGAGCUGGCUCCGAUGUCUCAAGUAUCAAGACCAAGGCUGUGAGAAAAGGGGAUGAGUAUGUGAUAAACGGGGGCAAAAUGUGGACCACCAACGGUACUCAAGCUGACUGGAUGUGUUUGCUGGCAAACACCAGUGAUGGGCCCCCGCACAGGAACAAAUCUCUCAUCUGUUUGCCCAUGAAUCUGCCAGGAGUCAACGUUGCCCGUAAGAUUGAUAAAAUGGGUAUGUGGUCAUCAGACACAGCUGAAGUGUUUUUUGAUGAUGUCCAUGUGCCCUGCAAGAACGUCAUUGGGGAAGAAGGCAUGGGCUUCACCUAUCAGAUGCUGCAGUUCCAGGAAGAGAGGCUCUGGGCAGUGGCCAACAUUGUGACCACCAUGGAAAACAUCAUCCAGGAGACCAUCCAGUACACCCGGCAGAGGAAGAUCUUCAAGCUCCCGGUCCUUUACCACCAAACCGUUCACUUCCGGCUGGCUGAGCUUCAAACCGAGGUGGAACUGCUUCGCUCCCUCCUGUAUCGGGCAACAGCAUUGUACAUUAAAGGGAACGACGUCACAAAACUGGCAUCCAUGGCCAAAUUAAAGGGGGGCCGGCUGGCCAGAGAACUGAGUGACAGCUGUCUUCAGUACUGGGGGGGCAUGGGCUUCACCAGCGAUGUGCUCGUUAGCAGGUUUUACAGGGAUUCCAGAUUACUGUCCAUUGGUGCUGGUGCUGACGAGGUCAUGCUGGGAAUUAUCUGCAAGUACAUGGACACCUUACCCAGGAAGUGAUGUCAUCAGCAGCAGAUUCCUGGUUGAUGCCACAGAUGAUUGUAAUUAAUGCAUGAGACACCUACAGAAGUGCAAUUUUUAAACCAUCCUGACCUGUAAUGAAACUUAGUUUGGAAAUCUUUAUCUUUGUUAACUUUAUGCUUCUUUUUUGAGGAAUUCACGAAAUAAACUUUGAACAAAUGGAAACACAAAAUGUAGCAUAAAAUCUGUUUAUUUACAUUUUUACUCAAAAGAAUGAAGUACUCUGUGGUGAUUUACAAUGUCAGAUGUUGUAAUAUAGACGAGUUCCUUGUGGGACUGAACAGUUGUAAUGAUUUUGUAUAACAAAUGGAUAUGUUUGUAAAUCUGUGGCACAAUAAUUAAAUGAACAAAAAAGUGGUUGAAAUUGUGUUUUAUGGAAACUUUACUCUGACUGUAUUUAAGACUGUAGUAUAAAGUUGUGGUUUCAGCUCUGAUAUCAGCAGCUUUUAAUACAAAAAAAAAA
Messenger RNA from Oryzias melastigma (Indian medaka), 1816 nucleotides. RefSeq lists its product as uncharacterized. Gene Ontology annotation, molecular function: flavin adenine dinucleotide binding; acyl-CoA dehydrogenase activity. Lineage: Eukaryota; Metazoa; Chordata; Actinopteri; Beloniformes; Adrianichthyidae. The transcript has 9 exons. Bases 37 to 1332 code for a protein of 431 amino acids. The record is from RefSeq and is a predicted model, not a curated record. Gene Ontology annotation, biological process: fatty acid beta-oxidation using acyl-CoA dehydrogenase.